UGACACACUCCUCAUCUGCAGCUCACUGGCAGAUUCACACUGCAGGAAUGAACAGUGUCUCUUUGACCCCAGCCAUGCUCUCCCUCUCAACUCCAUCCCCUCUCUACCUGAGUCUCCUCCUCUUUCUGUCGCACCACUCCCUCGUUCUCUCCUGUGAGGUCACGGCCGAGUGCAAGUCCGCUCCCUUCGUGCCAGGCUACAACCUGGUGGGGGAGGGCUUUGAUAUGGUCACCCUGCGAAGGAAAGGAGCUUACACGAUCGACGUGAAGACUUACGCCGCCCCAAAUGGCACCUGUAUCCUCCGACGCAACCCUCUUCAAGGCAACGUGCUGCAGAAACUGCCGCUCUCUGCAGUAGACUGGCGCGCAUUCAGCCGCUGCAGUGUUCAUCUGUACAGCAGCAUGCACAGCUCCGUCAGCUCACUACUUCACAAACACACAAACGAGGACAGCAACAGCUUGAAAUUGGGACUAGAUUUCCAGAAGUUUGCCGGCCUGGAGGUGGGGGGAACACGUUCAACUGCAUAUGUCUUUGCUACAGACAGGAGCAAAGAGGACCAUUACACCUUCAGCACUCACAGAGUCAGCUGUAGCCAUUACAGUUACCGUGUGUCAGACAGACCACCCCUCAGCUAUGAACUCAGUAGGGAUUUGGCAAACCUACCCAGUUCCUACAGCGACUCAACUAAGACCCAGUACAGACGGAUCAUAGAGACCUACGGCACACAUUAUAUCCGCCAGGUUCAUCUUGGGGGCCGAAUCAGGCGAGUCACAGCUGCACGUACCUGUUUGUCCAGACUGAAUGGCCUCUCCUCUGACGAGGUGCACAACUGCUUGUCAGGGGGUAUCAGUGUAGGCCUGGGGAAGAUCAAAGUGUCCCCUAAGGUAGAGUUCUGCAGCAAAGUCCUACAGAACCAGGGCAUCUCCUCCUUGUUCAGCUCUGGACUCCACCAGCAUUACACAGAGGUGGUAGGAGGCAAAGGUUGGGUCGGGGAGUUUGCACUCACCAGGAACGACUCCGUGGGCUACCGAAAUUGGCUGAAAACCCUCAAGGAUCACCCUGAUGUUGUUCGGUACUCCCUGAGACCACUGUACGAGCUGGUGCCAAACACGACAAAAAAGCAAGGACUGACGGUCGCCAUAGAGCAGUACUUGAAAGACCACGGCAUCAAGAGCUCAACAACACAACCGUACUGUGGCUCGCGUGGCCCUAACCUGGAUUCCAGCUGCUGUCCUAAAGAGGCCUUUAGGGGAAGACUGGUGGUGACCAAUGUCCGAGCCUGGGGACUGAAAGGAGAUUACUGGGGCGUGACUGAGGGAUAUGCUAAGAUGUGGGCCGGCUCCAUGCAGCAAACAACCAGUGUGAUGAGAUCAAACAGCCCUCAUUGGUACACACAUUAUGAUCUGGGCGAGGUCAGUGUUAAUCUUCUUCUCACACAGCAGCUUCCAGAUUUCUACGCUGACAGUAAAUAG
Messenger RNA from Seriola dumerili (greater amberjack), 1472 nucleotides. Its product is annotated as perforin-1-like. The record is from RefSeq and is a predicted model, not a curated record. Lineage: Eukaryota; Metazoa; Chordata; Actinopteri; Carangiformes; Carangidae. Bases 48 to 1472 code for a protein of 474 amino acids. The transcript is spliced from 9 exons.